AUGUCCUCUUCCCCUCAACCUAUAUGUGUGUAUGCUAGAUGGCGUCCCUUAGCAGCUAUUGAGACUGAGGUUGGGGAAUUCGAGCAUGCUAUUAACUCGCAACCUAACCGUCAACUUCAUUCCAUCUCUAUCAAACCCGAAGCCCCCCACAAAGAUAAGCCAUGGUCUAGCCCGGCUGCUUUUAAAGGAGUCUUCACUCAAGAAGAUGAUAAUGACAGUAUUUUCAGCCAAAUCGUUGCUCCUAUCUUACCAAAGGUUUUACGAGGAGCAACAUAUAACUAUUUUGCCUACGGUCAUUCAGGUAGCGGAAAAACGCAUACCAUCAUUGGCUAUGACUACGAACACGAGAGCCGGCUUGGUCUGUCCCUAGCAGCUGCUCGCGUGCUUUUCACAGAGCUGGAUAUCCAUAAUGCGAAUGCAGGCGAAGAUACACUUGGCCUAGGACUGAGUGUAUUCGAGUUGCGGAAAAGUACAGCCUUUGAUCUUCUCAACGAACGCACACAGUGCCAUAUUAGACAAGGCGCUGACGGCAAGACGCAUAUUCGUGGCCCUACUAAAAUGCUGGAAGGUGGGAAAGUUAGGGUACAGCCCAUCGUCCAACGUGCAUGUUGGACGCUCGACGAGCUUCGAAAAGAGUUACAAAAAAGUCUUGGCCUCCGUGCUGUCGGCUCGUCAAGUGUACACGACCAAAGCUCGCGCACCCACGCAGUACUUGAGUUAGAGGUGAUCAAUUCUCAUCUUAUGAAGGCGCGACAAGCCCUUUACGAUCGGCAAUCAGAGCUAGUGCCCGUAGGCAAGUAUGCAGACGACGUUCAAAUUGAAGAACAAACCAAGAGUGUCAUCCCAAUUGAGGGAGGCGGAUAUCAACCUAACCCUGACUAUAAAGUCAACCAGGAAAAAAUUGACGCUGCCGAGGCCGAGCGGGCAAGAUUCGAAGCUCGUAUAGCAGAGGCGGAAGAGAAGGUAGCAUCAAUCAUGCAUGUCGAAGGCCAAGAUACGCCACGCCUAGGCGGAAGACUCAUUUUCGUUGAUCUUGCUGGCUCGGAGUAUCAGACCGACCCUCGUUUGUCACAUUUAUUGCUCCCCAAACAAACUCCGCAAGAACGACAAGAGGGUAGACAAAUAAACACGGAUCUACUAGCACUAAAGGAGGUGAUUAGGGCUUGUGCCUCGGGUCAGGAGCGUAUCCCCUUUCGCUCUUCGCCCCUGACAAUGGUGCUCCGAGAGCAUUUCUUGUCUGGGAAGGAUGGCACUUCGACAAUGAUUGUUACCGCGUCAUCGGCCCAGAGCCAGUACGCAGCAACCCUGAACUCGCUAAAAUAUGGAAGUCUGGUAGGUGUUUCUGGUAAGUAG
Molecule: messenger RNA, 1353 nt
Organism: Daldinia childiae
Lineage: Eukaryota; Fungi; Ascomycota; Sordariomycetes; Xylariales; Hypoxylaceae
Product: Kinesin-related protein 6
Exons: 1
Coding region: 1-1353 (450 amino acids)
Biological process (GO): microtubule-based movement
Cellular component (GO): spindle; centrosome; kinesin complex
Molecular function (GO): ATP hydrolysis activity; microtubule motor activity; microtubule binding
Source: RefSeq, a predicted model, not a curated record